This is a messenger RNA of Aspergillus pseudoviridinutans, 1809 nucleotides long. RefSeq names its product fungal specific transcription factor domain-containing protein. The transcript has 5 exons. The record is from RefSeq and is a predicted model, not a curated record. The coding region runs from base 1 to 1809 and encodes 602 amino acids. Gene Ontology annotation, molecular function: transcription cis-regulatory region binding; DNA-binding transcription factor activity, RNA polymerase II-specific. Gene Ontology annotation, biological process: regulation of DNA-templated transcription. Gene Ontology annotation, cellular component: nucleus. NCBI's taxonomy places the organism in Eukaryota, Fungi, Ascomycota, Eurotiomycetes, Eurotiales, Aspergillaceae.
AUGCGUAUUUCCAGAGCCGAGACAGCGGGCUCGAGUUUCACAACGAGCAAAACCCUCACCAAUAUCAUCGGUCUUCUUUCGCGCUCGAGCGCUCCCCUUUGUGGAGUCCACCCCCCGGUUGAUACCGAUUUUGGACCGCCUGCAAUUCCCGAAUAUUCUAGUGACAGGCCACACCAAACAGCUGAAUGGAUGAGCCAAGAGUACCAGCCUAAUUCUGAAGUGGGCGAAGGCCUGGAGUCAAGCGAAAACCAGGAUACUACUGGAAAUACCCUAGAAAAUCCGUGGGGCUCAUCCAAUGCCAUGGACACCACGUGGGUCACCGACUUGGGACUCAGUCCUGUCGUCCUCGAGCAUCUUCUAGACAAGUUCCGCGGCAUGGCGUGUUACUUUCCAUUCGUGCGGCUUCCAUACACCUGUACUGCUGCAUCAAUGGCUGAAGAUCGCCCCUUCCUAUUGCUUGCAGCUGUUGCUGCUGCUUCCUCGAAAUACUGUCAUCUUCAAGACGCUCUGAUAAGACAAUUUAAAGAGUCCCUCAGCCAGCGGGUUAUCAUAGCUGGCGAGAAGGAUCUAGACCUGCUACAGGGAUUACUGGUCCAUCUUGCCUGGUUCCAUUUCCACUUUGUCCCAGGAAGUCAGCAAGCAUACCAGUACUCACAAAUUGCAAUCAGCAUGGUCAUUGACCUUCGCCUCGAUCAAGAGGCUGCCGACCUAGUUGAGCAGCAAACCGAGCUGAGUGAUACUUAUAUCCGGGAAGCAUGCCGUGCUUAUCUAGGCUGCUAUUACAUAUCUAACAUAAUAGCACUGUCUUCGGGGAAGCCCAACAAUCUCAAAUUUCACAAGGACAUGCUUCGAUGCGCGAUGAUGCUGCAGCAACAGGCAGAAUUUGAAACUGACCUCUUGAUAUACCCAAUGACGAAGGUGCUACAGUUCACUGAGGAAGUCUGCGAGACUCACCGGUCAGAAGGCAUUCAUAGCCCUCGGUUGUACAUCCAUGCUGAACGAUUCACGACGUGGUUAGAAGAAUGGUGGUCGUCUCUAUCGACGGAUCUUCGCAAUACGGUGUUGCUGAUCAACGGCUAUUAUGCCGCCAAGAUUCGGAUUCAAGAAAUGGGCUUGGUAUAUUGCUACGGGCAGAGAAGACCUCCAUCUCCAGAGGCGCAGGAAGGUUCUACCAUCUUAUCUGCACAUCCAAUGGUCAUCAGCAACUUGAUCAAAUGCAUCAGCUCUACGAAAGAAUAUCUCGAUUCUUUUUUCGCCCUUCCCGAGGCGGAGCAAAAUGACUUGCCAUUUUCUGCAUGGUGUCAAGUUGUUUUGACUGUCUUUGUGCUGUACAGGUUGUCCGUGGGACUGCCAGAAUUACCCCAGUGGAACGUGGAGAUUGCACAGCAAACUGUGGACCUACAAGAAUACAUUGAUAAACUGUUGUCUCAUUUACAGGCUAUUAGGCCAUUGCCGAAUAGGCAAAUACCCACCAAAAGCCUCUUUUCAAGGCUGCCCGAGAUCAUGGGAAGUGUAAGAACUUCCUAUGCAUUGGCAAAAGAGAAUCCCGCAGAGGUUCGUGAUAGCCGCCAUGCUCAUCACGAGCUUAAGGCUUCUAAUAACACACCCUCGUCUGUUCAAGGGCUGCACCGCUGCCCUGCAGUGCGGUAUUCGAGCCGCUGUCACGUCGCCCAGGCUCAGGAUCUACCCACACUACAAAGCGCUAUUACUACGGAAGUACAGAGUAUAGAAGAUGAGAAGCUUUGGGGUGAUCUUUUUUUGAUGGAUACACUUUCUAGCAUGACAGGUUCAUCAUCUUUAGAGUUUUGA